AUGGUAGUAGCUUCCCUCGGCUCACUGCUGUUAAGAGUAGGGCCAGUCACCUGUCAUCUCCUGGUUGUUCCUGCCGUACUCUGGUUUGGUCCCAAAUCCUUGCCCGACUUCCCGACAGCCUCGGCCUCGCCCUCCCCUGCUCGCAGGGUACUCCACGGGGGAUACCCAUACUCCAGCGCCUUCCCGAAGCCCCUGCCCGGUGCGCUUCAGCUGCUGUCCGCUGGUCGGUGA
Molecule: messenger RNA, 231 nt
Organism: Linum trigynum
Lineage: Eukaryota; Viridiplantae; Streptophyta; Magnoliopsida; Malpighiales; Linaceae
Source: the annotation of a GenBank genome assembly